ACGAUGGCGGACACCGGGGCGGCGGAUCGCAGUUGGCGAAGUGUAAGGAGCUCCUGGAUCUGAAUGGCCUGUGUGUGACAUUACAGGACACAUGUCAGCCGUGUCUCCCGCCGAUAGUGGACUCUUUAGUCGCGGUGUCGGAGUCGGAGGUUUGGCGCUUGGCAGACCCACAGCUGCAGCUCCGCUCCCGGUGUGUGUUCGCAGCAGCUGUAUUCUGACAGGCCGUGUUCGUGGAGCUCCUUUGGCGGACUGCUCAGCUCUCAGCCUGUCAGCUCUCCUCCUCCUCCACAUCCUGCUCGGCUUUCUCUCAUCCCCACACACACUGGCGCUUCCCAAUCAUAACCCGAUCACGCGUUCUUUUAUUGAACCGGUUACUGUCAAUAUUUAGCCAGCACGUUCCUACUUACUCAGAGAAAUGGCUGUGGUUUGGGGAUUGGAAAUGACCUGAUGGUGAUUUUACUUUCUGAAACACGCCUUUUGUUGACAACGACGGAUUCUCCGCGGCUGGAUGAAACCUUUUACUCCUGUCUUAUUGUGUCCCGGAUGGCUUCAGACUCCAUCUGCACCCUUGCGUUCAACUAAACUAAACAUGUGUAUAGCAUUGAGAUUUAGUGUUGAAUCACCCCAUAUACCAUGCUGGCAUUGCCCUCUCGCCUGGGUCUCUUAACCUGCGGAAGAUUUUCCUUUCCUGCACAGCCUUCCCACCUUCUGGCUCCAGGCGCUCUUGCCAGCAUGUAUGCCACGCGCCUGUACAGCGGUGGAGGGGGAAAGCCUGGUCGCCGCCUUGGCCUGAUGGGGGGAGGGCAAACCAUGCUGGAGAAUCAUCACCACCCUCUCGCCCCUCAUCACCCCCACAUCCCGCCUCCUCAGAAUUUCCCUCCUCCGCUCUACCAGGGCCGUAUGGAUGCCCACCGAACCUACUACCAGCCCCACCAGCACUACCACACACACCCCCAGGUCCCCCACCUCCCCCCUCCACACUACCAGCCCCACGCCCACAUGCACCACAGCAAAAAGAAGACCUGGAACUUCAUUCACGAGAAGAUGAGCUACGACACCUUCUUCACCAUGAAGCGACUGAUUGACCGCUCGCGCAGCGUAGACGAGGUGCUCCGCUGGGUCACUCAGAACCCGGGGAAGAUCUCGCACAACCACUACCCUAUCGCCUUACAGAAAAUUGGCCAGCUCCUUGCACUCCAGCAGGCUGGAGCGAUUGGAAGUGGAGGAGGGAGCCUAGGGAGCAGUGGGGUGACUGCUGAGGGAGCAUUGUCGUCACCUCCUGCUGUAGCCUCAGGUGAUGGUGCAGCCCGACAGAUUCUGGAUCACCCAGACUUCCAGACCCUCUGUGACGCCAUUGUUAAUGACUGCUCCAAGUUUGACAACUUUAGCAUCGUCAACUGCCUUUACGCCGUAGCUGCACUUGGGCUGCCCAGUGAUUCUCGGAUAGUGCAGGUGCUGGAGGAGGAGUCGCAGGGCCGCCUGUCGCAGUUCAACCAGAAGGACAUCUCCAUGGUUUUCAGCAGCUGCAUGAAGCUGCACCCAUCCAGCCAGCACCCGCUCAUCGAGUCAUGUCUGGCAGGCUUGGAGAAGAACAUUGAGCGUGAGCGUCACCCACAGACACUGUUCCUGCUGCUCUCUUACUACCGCACCAAGUGGCGUGCACUGCAGGUGGCCGACAAUGCCUCAUCAGAACAGCUUGUGGUCGACCGCAAGAUCCUGCGCCUGGUCAAACACACACUGGCCAGUGUCAGCUGCGUACGUGACCAUGAAAUGACCUUACUGGACGAGAUGCUGGCAGCGUGUGCCCGUGAGGCCAGCAACAAGAGCCUUGAGCUCAUCUUUAGCUCUCACCUCUUCUACCAGAACAGGCAGGAGAAGUUUGUGAGCAGUCUGGCUGAGGAGCUGCCUAAAAAGGUCGACAGUAUCACUCCUUACACCAUGGCUCUUAUUGCAAAGUAUAUCGCACGCCAUCGUCUCAGAGAAACACAACUACUGGACACCAUUGCAGAAUUCCUGGUCAAGAAGGGCGAGUACUUGGAUAGCAAGGUGAUCCAGAAGCUCGUGUUCCCUUUCAGCCGCAUGAGUUAUCGGCCAGCUAACGAGACUCAGUUCUUCUCUAAGCUGGAAAUGGUGCUGGAGCUGAAGGCUCUGAGCUCACCGCUGGCUACUGUCAACAUCCUCAUGUCCCUCUUCCAGCUGGGACACUUUCCUAGCCUGGUACUGCACCGGGUCUUCUCACCCUCCUUUAUCAGCAACGUCACUAACAGUCCGUAUGCUCUGAUUGUACGCCGCUAUUUGUCCCUGCUGGAUGCUGCGGUGGAACUCGAGCACAGAGAGUACACCGGGCCUCGGCUGCAGGACUCGCACAAAGUGCUCAUGUUUGACCACGCGCUCACUGCUGAUGAGGUCAAUCGCAAGUACAGUUACAAAGGACUUGUUGCCGAGGCCCUCAGGCAGUUGGUUGGAGAGCAUGGUUACAAGCAAGAUGAAGUUCUACCUCCAGGAUAUUACACAGACUUCUUGCUGUGGAUAGACCAUGCGGGCCGUGUUCUUCCCAUCAGAGCAGCCUCAGCAGCAGUCUCGUUAACAGCAGACUCUUCUAUGUGCGCAGUUGUGAACCCCAAACCAUCAGAUGGUUCCACCUCUGUUGCUGCUCUCACCUCUGACUUCCAGAAGUUCUCUCCUUUCUCACCACCUCUUGAGGAGGGUGUGGACAAACAGCCCGAAAAUGAUUCUACCUUCCUGCCGCCUCACAUGCAGAGAGCAGGCACCAAUGGAGCAGUGGCACUGGACUACAACACCUAUUACCCAGCUUCGGAUUACUACACCAGCCUGGCCAAGGAACACUCUCUGGAGAGCCAGGAUAGCUCAACAUUGAGCAGCCCAUCAGAGUGUCUGGCUCAAGCUGGGUCAGCUGUCCCUGGGGCCACUGCUCCACAGGACUCCCUCUUCCAGUUCUCUAUUGGAAAGAUACUGGAAGAUGAGAGUGGUGCAUCCAUCCAAGUGGGGGCCAAUUCAGGACCAGACUGCAGUAUCACACCUUUCUAUGAAGGUGUGACCUAUGAGGCAGGAGAUAGCAAUGCAGUGACUGCUGCACCACUCCAGCUGCACUCCACAAAACCCUCGGAGAUGGAGAGGACAACCGGGGAGCACAUUAAAAGGGUGAUCAUGUCAGUAAACGAUAAAUGGCACUACUGCCACAACUCGGAUGUGCUUGUGGGUUCCCGGGCUAUGAGAGACCGCCACCUGCAGCUGCUAGGCUACGUUAUACUCCAGUUGCCCUACAUGGAGUUGGAGAAGCUGAAUGGAAUUGAGGAAGUGAAGCAGUACCUGCACAAGAAGCUCCUGGAGGUUCCUUUAUGACGGUGGAAAAGCAGAGGCGCGUGUAUGUGUGUGUGCGCGCGUGAACGUGUGUAUUAGUGUGUGUGUGUGUGUGUGUGAGUGAGCAUGUCUGCAAGCAUGUGCAACAUUCUGUUUCAGCAGGCAUUGGUGUUUUGAGGAAGAACGACUGGUGUGUGUGUGUGUGUGUGUGUGUGUGUGUGUGUGUGUGUGUGUGUGUGUGUGUGUGUGUGUACAGGAUGUGAACAGGCCUGUAUUUUAGGACAACUUGAAGUGACACUAAGCCAAUGGGUGGGUGUCUUAGUUCUGUACUUAGGGAAAGGUUGAUAACACCCAUCUGGGCAAAAUGUAAAAACAAUAUUUCCUCAAACAAAUCACACCCAGGAACUUCGUAGAAUGUCCCAGAACACCCACAACCUACACAACUACACAAUCAACAGCCAGAGCUUAAUGUUUUUUCUGAUGCUUAAUAGAAGACAGUGCUGCUUAUAAAAGGAAUGACUUUGGGGAGAUGGGGGGGAUAAAAUCAAAUUUACCCAAAUUUACUGCCAAACGUGAAUACGAUGAGUCAGUGUUGAAUUUUAAGGCUUGAGUUUUGCAUUGGAGCUACAAAGCUAACUAACAAGUAAUAAAUGCUCAGCAAAUAAACGCAAACUGCGAGCACAUUACUGAGUAAGUCAUUUUAUAUGCAUUUGUUUUUGUGUGAACAAAAUUAUUUCGCAUAUAGUGGGGUCCAAAAGUCUGAGAGCAUUCAUGAAAAUGUUUUAAAUUUGCAAUUCUUUUCUAAUUUUAAUACAAUUUUCAUGACGAUUUAUAUUGUCGACAACAAUGUAAAUGUUACAUGAAUUUCAGAGUUUUUAAGUACUUGGUACAUCCCUUUUAUGCUUUAAGGACAGCGUGCACUUGAGCUGGUACGGACUCCACAAGUUUGACAAAACCUUAUGGUCCAUAAACACGUGCUUCAGUAGAAGAGAUUUUUGUACAGUGGUGUAGUGGUUAGCACUGUUGCCUCACAGCAAGAAGGUCCUGGGUUCGAGCCCCGUGGCCGGCGAGGGCCUUUCUGUGUGGAGUUUGCAUGUUCUCCCCGUGUCCGCGUGGGUUUC
Molecule: messenger RNA, 4442 nt
Organism: Neoarius graeffei (lesser salmon catfish)
Lineage: Eukaryota; Metazoa; Chordata; Actinopteri; Siluriformes; Ariidae
Gene: fastk
Product: Fas-activated serine/threonine kinase
Exons: 10
Coding region: 634-3363 (909 amino acids)
Biological process (GO): regulation of mitochondrial mRNA stability; mitochondrial RNA processing
Cellular component (GO): mitochondrial matrix; ribonucleoprotein granule
Molecular function (GO): RNA binding
Source: RefSeq, a predicted model, not a curated record